AUGUUGAUUGGUAUAUCAGGUACACUAAGUUCCGGAAAGACUGAAGUAGCAAGAUAUUUAACAUUUCAAGGUUUUAAAUUAAUUAAAUAUGAACCAAAUGAUUUAAAAAAUGGAUAUCCAAUACUAAAUACUCCAGAGUCAGAAGAAAUAACUCAAGAAAUGGAACAACUUGUAAUCAAACAUUAUUCACAUAUGGAACAUUAUAAAACUUUUACUAAUUUGGAUCAAUUAUUAGAAUUUGUUACUUUAAAUUGGAGAGAAAAUUAUGUAAUUACUCAUAUUGAAGAUAUAUCAAUGUUACGAAUUUUACAAAAGAGACCUUUUUUUUUACAUAUUUCAACUGAUGCACCAAUGGCUUUGAGAUUUAAAAGAUCACAUAUUCCAGAAAUUGAAGAAUUUAUACGACAAAAUGAUGAAUUAUUGUUUAAUAAUGUUUCACCUUUAUUAGAGAUUAAUAAUCAAGCACAAAUUAAAAUUAUUAAUACUUCCACUUCAAUAAAAGAUUUAUUUAUAAAAUUGUCUGAAUUGAAUUUAUUAAAUCCUACCAGGUUAAGACCGUCUUGGGAUUCGUAUUUUAUGAGAUUAGCAGAUUUAGCAGCAUUAAGAUCUAAUUGUAUGAAAAGAAGAGUGGGAUGUGUAAUAGUCAGAGAAAAUAGAGUAAUAGCCACUGGUUAUAAUGGUACUCCAAGACAUUUAACAAAUUGUAAUGAAGGUGGAUGUAAAAGAUGUAACAAAGGUUUUGGUAGUGGUAGUUCAUUAUCUACUUGUUUAUGUUUACAUGCAGAAGAAAAUGCUUUGUUAGAAUCUGGUAGAGAUAGAAUUAGAGAUGAUAGUGUUUUGUAUUGUAAUACUUGUCCUUGUUUAACUUGUUCCAUUAAAAUUGUACAAAGUGGUAUCAAAGAAGUUGUUUAUGCUCAAAGUUAUUCAAUGGAUUCUGAAAGUCAUAAAGUUAUGAGUGAAGCUAAUAUUAUAAUUAGACAGUUUCAACCACCAAUAGACGGAAUUUUUAUAUAA
Messenger RNA from Lodderomyces jiufengensis, 1014 nucleotides. Its product is annotated as deoxycytidine monophosphate deaminase. The transcript has a single exon. The record is from RefSeq and is a predicted model, not a curated record. Gene Ontology annotation, molecular function: zinc ion binding; hydrolase activity. Bases 1 to 1014 code for a protein of 337 amino acids. NCBI's taxonomy places the organism in Eukaryota, Fungi, Ascomycota, Pichiomycetes, Serinales, Debaryomycetaceae.